GUUGAAGAGACGCCUAAAAUUUAGCAAUCUAUGCUGACCUGUUUUUCUAUCACUUGGUCUAUUUACCCGUUAAAUCUCGACCCUUCUGUUCAAAACACCCUACAAAAAAAAAGUUGUUCGGGCCUUUUAUUUUAGGUGUGAGAAUAACCUCGGAGAAAUACAAAGGGUAAAGAGUUAAAUUGUAGGUUUUCCAAACUGUAACGUGAGAGAAAGAAAGACGAGUCUAUUUAAACUAGUUAUUCCUUUCCUGUUUGUUUUAUUUUUUGUUUUGUUUUAUUUUUCUAUAACAAUAUAUCAAUGGCACCACUUCCUAAAUCAAUUAUCGACUCUCAUGUUCAUUUUUGGCAACCAGACAAGGUGAAUGUUCCUUGGGUGAAAAACAGUCAAUUUGAUAAGCGUAAAGACGCUGUUGAUUAUGCUGAACAAGUGAAACUGGCCCGAGUGAAACAAGCAGUGUAUGUAGAAACUGAUGUGGAUGUGUUCCAUAAGCUGGUGGAAGCAGAAUGGAUCUACAAGUAUUCACAAGAGAUCCAGACCAAUGACAGUUUUGGAGGAAUUGGCGGUAUUGUUGCAUUUGCACCUGUCCAACAAGGAGAUCAUGUUGUAGGGUAUUUGCGUACACUAGUGCGUGUGACAGGCGGUGCGGAUAGCAUCUUAAAGGGGGUGCGAUGCCUUUUACAAGACCCAAACUUAGAUCCCGCUCGAGUCCUGGAGCCAGACUUUAUCCGUGGUAUUCAAUGUCUAGAAUCGUUUAAACUGAGCUUUGAUAUCUGCAUCGAUUGCAGGAGUUCACCUCAACAAUUUCCACCCAUACAGAAAAUGGUUGUACAAUGUCCUCGUGUUCAAUUUAUUCUUGACCACAUGGGUAAGCCUCCUUGCGAUAGCCAACCGGGAGAUACUGAAUUUGAAUUCUGGAAACAACAAAUGACUCAAUUAUCUAGUAAUCCAAACGUCUCCUGUAAAAUAUCAGGUUUAGUAACUGAAUUUAAUGAUAGUCAUCAUGACGAAAAGUCUGACGUCGUACGUAAAUUGAAACCGUUUAUUCAAGUUGCGCUAGAGACCUUUGGGAUCGACAGACUCAUGUAUGGCGGCGAUUGGCCCGUGUCCGAAGCCGCAAAUACGACAUGGCAAUCUUGGCUAGAAAUCAUUUCCGAAUUAGUAAAUCAUUGGUCAGAAGACGAUAAAGAAAAACUGUUUGUUACAAAUGCCACUCGUAUUUAUAAAUUAUUGAAUCAUACAAAGUAGAAAUGGGCUCAUGGCUUAUUAUAUCCCCGACACAUUUUUUUUUUUUUUUUACUUUAAAAAUAAAAUCAAAAGUCGAACCUGUCGCAGUUCAUUUAUCAUCACUUU
Messenger RNA from Mucor mucedo, 1350 nucleotides. RefSeq lists its product as uncharacterized. The record is from RefSeq and is a predicted model, not a curated record. NCBI's taxonomy places the organism in Eukaryota, Fungi, Mucoromycota, Mucoromycetes, Mucorales, Mucoraceae. The coding region runs from base 298 to 1245 and encodes 315 amino acids. Gene Ontology annotation, molecular function: hydrolase activity. The transcript has a single exon.